CCCCAACACAUCCACUCGACAUCGAGGUUUUAACUACAAAUAGCCUAAAAUAAGGACACAGCUUCAGACAUCCGGCUUGGCCUCGGAUGCUCCUGGUUAGCUCUUUAUCACUCACUGUCUGGAUGAUCGCAACUCGGCGACGUGUUCAUCGUGUGCUUUACGAAACGUCAGGAUGGAUCUUCUGUCCAACGCGCAAUGCAAGCAUCUGGUCUCUCCAGACUAUAUAAACUUCAUCCUAUCAAUCUUGAUCGUAUUCGGUAUACUGUUAUCAUACCUUCCCCAGCACUACAGAAUCAUCUCCCUAAAGAGCUCCUACGGCAUCUCACCGUAUUUUGUCUUAUUGGGAACAGUCUCCGGUUCGUCGUCUUUAGCAAACGUGGUAUCCCAACAACAAAGUCUGCAGGAUGUUUCCUGUUGCAGUGAUGUCAACGGUCUGGCUUGUUUCGCAGGACUGCUAGGUAUCCUCCAGAUUGGAACACAGUGCCUCUGCUUCUUUAUCAUUCUAUUCUUAUACAUCCUCUAUUUCCCUCGAGAUGUACAGUCGUCUCCUUCAACCACCAAGCCAAGGCCGCAAGGCCCAACAUACCGCACCGCCUUGAUCGUAGGCGCUGUCUGUAUUCUACACAUAUCCGUCAUGCUUAUAGCCACGAUCACCAUUGGAUUCAAACGACCCGGCUCUCUGCAGUCCUGGUCUAACUUCUGCGGUAUCUUAGCCGCGGUCCUUUCCUCGAUUCAAUACUUCCCUCAGAUUUACACCACCGUCAAACUGCGCUGCGUUGGCAGUCUGAGCAUCCCCAUGAUGUGUAUACAGACACCAGGUGGCUUUGUUUGGGCCGCCAGUCUUGCGGCUAGAUUGGGCGCAAAGGGAUGGAGUACAUGGGGUGUUUUGCUCAUCACUGCGACUUUACAGGGUCUACUACUCGUACUGAGCGUUUUCUUCGAGUACCUGGGGCCGAACAAGGGACACAGUCAUGGAGAGGACGGGCCAGUGGAGAAUGAUGAGCGCGAUGAGCAAGAGUCGCGUCCCUCCGAAGAGACACCCCUUCUUCAGAACCAAUGAUCGACCCCUGUAUGAAAGUAAUUGGAUAGCUUUCGUACAAUAGCUGCCCGUGUUUUGAUUUUUUGGAUAUUGUUCUUUUGGAUCUUCAGUUUUUCAAUGAGGAAUGUAAGUAUAAAUGCGAUUUGGAGCCUCGGGUACGAUGCGAUAGACCUUUCCUUUGCUUAGGGUCGAGGCAACUCGUCCAUUUUACUCUUGAACGCAACAGGAAGCCAACAAGAUAGGACAAAAACCUCGAUAGACAAUAUGAUAUAGUUUCAAGUCUAGCCAGU
Molecule: messenger RNA, 1329 nt
Organism: Aspergillus pseudotamarii
Lineage: Eukaryota; Fungi; Ascomycota; Eurotiomycetes; Eurotiales; Aspergillaceae
Product: PQ-loop repeat-containing protein
Exons: 5
Coding region: 173-1060 (295 amino acids)
Source: RefSeq, a predicted model, not a curated record